UCGUACAUCGAAUAUGUCAACCAUUGGAAUAUUGACGGUCUCAUUGAUAUACCUGUUCUCUAGAGCGUCAUGCCAAGUAACUAGGACUUUGGGAAACAGCAAUGACGUUUGUAUGAGAAUUGCUAAAGAUCCUUACUUCGAUAUAGAUUUAGUGGUAGGUGAACCAUGGAGGAUUUACUACAGUUGGAAUAUGAAUUUGGAGACGAAGUGCUUGGACUUGGUUAUUAGAAACGCAACCCAAGAGAUAAUCAAGAGAAUAUGGACAGACAUGAGCGAGUAUUUGGAACAACAGCCGUAUUGGGAGGCCGCGACCCUCCACAUGAGCAUGGGGUCCCCCUCACACGAACUGCUGCUGUUCGCUGCUCAAGGUGCCGCGGGGACAUUCUUGGCUGUACCUAAUGUUGUGCGGAAUUCUAAUAUAAAGCCUAUGCGAAAAGGAGUUCCCCUACUCAAGUUCCAAAUGAAGUUAAUUCGCAAUGGGAAGUAUCUCCUGAUGAUGGACUGCCACGUGGGCGCCUCGACCCUGUCAGCUCGAGUGGGCAGGUCCUACCGCACGGAGAUCGCUGCUGAGGCUGCGGCCUUGAACCUUGGAGACGGCCAUCCAGCUUGUGUUAAUGAGAAGAAAGACGAUGAACAGUUCUUCCUUAAUUAG
This is a messenger RNA of Bicyclus anynana (squinting bush brown), 652 nucleotides long. RefSeq lists its product as uncharacterized. Lineage: Eukaryota; Metazoa; Arthropoda; Insecta; Lepidoptera; Nymphalidae. The coding region runs from base 14 to 652 and encodes 212 amino acids. The record is from RefSeq and is a predicted model, not a curated record. The transcript has 3 exons.